UUCCCGAGGGGGAUCAGUGUGCCAGGCUCAGUCAGGAUGGGAGAAGGAGCCACUUCAACACUCAAAGUGGUAAUUUUGAUAUUAUUGUGAUUUGCGAUUAUAGUAGAAAGAUAAUUGACACAGGUGUCAUUGUAGUGCUGGGACAUUCACAUCCUAAAAUCCUUUGCUCAGUGUCUAGAAACACAAGCCAGGAGAGUGGAAUUUCUUCAUAUUGGAGAAACUGAGGCAGCAGCUGAUCUGUGGGGCCACCAGGAACAGAUGAAGAACCUGGAGGGGAGGGAGAAGACUGGAUGUGCCUGGAAACGAGAAACUCUGAAAACUCCAGUGCAGAUAACAACAUUCCCUGCCUGGGAAAGCUGUUUCCAUGCAGGCCAGGCAGCAGGGCAGGGUCACACCACAGUGCCUGGGUGGGUUUAUAAAGGGAGGAGAAGCAGCAGGAGCACCCAGGUGUGUCAGGAGGGAGAAGAGCUCCGACCUCCAGUGUCCCGUGGCUGCACCCCCAGGCUCUCAGGAUGGUUUCGAGGAAGGUGGUGGCCAGUUUGCUGCUGGUGUCCCUGCUGUCCGUGCUGGCUGAGCAGACCCAAGGCUUCAUGCCCUUUUUCACCCAGAGUGACUUCCAGAAAAUGCAGCUGCAGGAAAAGGAGAGGAACAAGGCAGGGCAGAAGAAAUCCCUGAGCUCGCUGCAGCAGCUGGAGGAGGAAGGUUUCUCUGAGCAAUCUGGUGUGGAUGCCAAUGCAGCCAAGACCCUCCAGCAGGCCCUUCCUGUCAGAGCUUGGCUUACCCCAAGGCAGCUGGAAAAAUACCAAGAUGUCCUGGAGAAACUGCUGGCAGAGCUGUUACAGGACACCCCAGAUGCUGACUGAUAUCUGCAGGAUCAGAAGAGAAAGCGCUGGAGCUGCUCAAGCUGAAAGACUCCACUUAUGUAAACGAAAUUUGUGAGAGAGAUUAAUGAAAUCUGAGGUGAGAUAAUAAAUAUGCAGCGUAAUUAAAA
Messenger RNA from Taeniopygia guttata (zebra finch), 991 nucleotides. It is a transcript of the gene MLN, whose product is annotated as motilin. The record is from RefSeq and is a predicted model, not a curated record. NCBI's taxonomy places the organism in Eukaryota, Metazoa, Chordata, Aves, Passeriformes, Estrildidae.